AUGGACACCUCGCACCCCUUGGAAUGCAAUCUCACACCCCCAGGGGAGCACCUCUGUUCAUUUCGAGGGCCCAAGAACUGGGAGUUCCUGAUUCGCCUGCUAGCAAACCCGCGUUCGAACCCUUCCUUGAUCCGCUGGGAAGACGAAGACACGGCCACCUUCCGCUUGGUUCAGCCCUACGCCAUCGUCAAACUCUGGGCCUCGCGCACCAAAGCCGCUCUGCCUAUGAGUUAUAAUAACUUUGCUAGAGGAUUGAGGUAUCACUACAAAACAGGCGCUUUGGAAUCCGUGUCGGAGAAGCAGCUGGUUUACCGUUGUGGACCCUUAGCCCUAAGAUUCCUCCGUGAUCUGAAAUUAAGGUCUUCCUAA
Penaeus vannamei (Pacific white shrimp) is the source of this 369-nucleotide messenger RNA. The record is from RefSeq and is a predicted model, not a curated record. NCBI's taxonomy places the organism in Eukaryota, Metazoa, Arthropoda, Malacostraca, Decapoda, Penaeidae.